AUGAGUAAAAACAAACAGAGCAAAAACGUACCGGAGUGCGCUGGAAAUCUCCCGGCAUUCGAAGGCCUCAAACCUGCGAGAAUGCCCAAGUGCAGCCGCUGCAGAAAUCAUGGAUACGUGUCUCCGCUAAAAGGACACAAGCGCUUCUGCAGGUGGAGGGACUGUCAAUGCACAAAGUGUAAACUUAUAGCCGAGAGACAGAGGGUCAUGGCCGCACAGGUUGCUUUGAGGAGACAGCAGGCACAAGAAGAGGAGCUGGGGAUUUGCAGUCCAGUGUCUUUGCCAGGCCCUGAUGUGAUGGUUAAAAAUGAAAAUGGAGCAGACUGUCUUUUCUCUGUGGAAAGACGUUCUUCCACUCUUACAACCAGUGCUGCUGCUUCUAUGGCUGUGACAGGGAGUCGGCCCAUGUCAUCUUCCCCCAGUCCCUCUUCCAGUCCCAGGUCUCACUCUCAAGGGGCGUCUGACCUUCUGCUGGAGACCUCCUAUUAUAACCUAUACCAGCCAUCACGCUACUCCUCCUACUAUGGCAACCUCUACAACUACCAGCAGUAUCAGAUGCCUCAUGGUGAUGGACGUGUCUCCAGUCACAACAUGUCUUCUCAGUAUCGAAUGCACUCAUAUUACCCAGCAGCCACUCACCUGACCCAGGGCCUGGGAUCCUCAAGCUGUGUGCCCUCCAUUUUCACUGUGGAGGACCACAACAGCACCAAUGGCAGCAGCUGUGCUGAGAGCAUGACAACCUGUGACUCCCUGGUUAGCUCCGACGUGAAGGCCGAGUGUGAGAGUGCAGCAGACUCAGCCAACUUCACUGUCAACUCCAUCAUGGACGACUCCACCAAGUAA
Messenger RNA from Boleophthalmus pectinirostris (great blue-spotted mudskipper), 843 nucleotides. RefSeq names its product doublesex and mab-3 related transcription factor 1 (gene dmrt1). Gene Ontology annotation, cellular component: nucleus. The coding region runs from base 1 to 843 and encodes 280 amino acids. The record is from RefSeq and is a predicted model, not a curated record. Gene Ontology annotation, molecular function: DNA-binding transcription factor activity, RNA polymerase II-specific; RNA polymerase II cis-regulatory region sequence-specific DNA binding. NCBI's taxonomy places the organism in Eukaryota, Metazoa, Chordata, Actinopteri, Gobiiformes, Gobiidae. Gene Ontology annotation, biological process: regulation of transcription by RNA polymerase II; sex differentiation. The transcript is spliced from 5 exons.